AUGACAUGUCCUAAAGGACUACGAUGCCCCUUGGGCUCGAGCCUCGAGUCCCUGAAGACCGGCCAAAGCAGUUUUGGGGAGACAUUCACUCCCACAAUUCUGCCAGGAUAUUGGAGCACUGAGGAGGAACCCAUUGAAGUCUUCAAAUGCCAGAGCGUGGAGCACUGUCCCGGCGGAAUUCCUGGGAUAUGUCCUGGAGGCCGCGAAGGGAUUCCCUGUGCAGAUUGCCCCCCGGGUACGUCAUGGAGUGGUGAGGAAUGCGUGCAGUGCUCUAACGGCCUUGUGGUGAUUCCGAUAUUGACUGGCAUCAUGUUCUUCGUGGUUUUGAUCAUUGUUUAUUAUGUGAUGCCACCACGCAUUCGGCCAAAGGCAACCCCGAGGGAAGCACUUGCAAUGUGCACUGGGGUUGCUGCAGGGUUGGCUCAGUGCUUGGCCAUCAUCGGAUUGACGUCAGUCAGGUGGCCAAAGGCUUUCGAUUCCGUUGCUUCGAGUUCUUCCGUGGUCUUGCUGGACAUAGAGACCUUCUCCGUCUCCUGCAUGAUUGGUGGACCGCAGUGGGGGCGCUACAUCAUGAGCCUUGCAGUGUUUCCUCUCGGAGUUCUGUGGCUGAUGUUUUGCUUCAUGUCAUCUGCAUGGCUCCCGGACUGGACUGGUGGCCCAUGGACUUCGACCCGACUGUUGAACACCUUGGGGCACUUCCUCCAGGUAGGCUUCAGCACCAUGAGCGCUUUAUCCCUGCAGCCUCUGAUGUGCCAAGAGCAUCCGAACGGUCAACAUAGCCUGCUGAAACAUGCUGGCGUGUUCUGCAGCACUGGGGAGCACGUGCUCAUGGUGGCGGGUGGCAUGGCGAUUCUGAUCUUCCUCGUGGUCGGCUUCUUGGGCAUGUGCGCUUGGGCAGCAUGGCAUAUUCCGCGCUGGAGCCUCAUCCGCCCUCACCGAAUUCGGGCCUUUGCUUUUCUCAUCAGUCGCUUCAGGAUGGACCGGUGGUGGUAUGGUGUGCUGGUCCUCCUCCGGGGCCCCUUGCUCUCCAUGUGCCCUGUUUUGGCAACAGACUUCCCGCUGGCACAAGCAGCGAUGAUCUCGGGUGUCCUGAUUGCCAGCCUCUUGUUGCACAUGCGCUACACUCCAUGGAAAAUGCCCCUGGUGAACUUGGUGGACGGUUGCCUGCAGGCUAUGCUGCUCCUUCUUGUGGCCAUCACACCAGUAGACCCAGGCUCUGCCAGUGCCACCGAAGAUUUCCACCAGGGAAUUGCCUUGGUGAUGUUGUCUUGCAUGGCCUUUGUCUUCUGCUUCUUGGCAUUCUCUGUAGCCUUGGCACUACUUUACCAAGUGGUGGCGUGGGCCACUCACCGCAGCGGUGGAUCACCUUUGACUUUCACCGAGGAUUUCGUUGUCUUGAACUUGGGACGUCGCCACAGCAGUGCAGUGACAGUGGAGCUUAUCAAGGAGGUAUCUGGAAGACUUCUUGAGAUGGAAGCUGACAAGGCUGAGCACCACUUGGACCAAAUGCAUCCUGACGAUCUCUCGCGGAUCAUCGACACGAUUAACUUGCUUCAAACGGAACUUGCUCCUGGUGAUGCUGCGGCUCCGAGGAGCAGCGCCAGUAGCAGGGUCGUGUCCCUUCGAAAGAGUAUGACGAGCGACAUGAAGAGCGACCUGCAACCCGCAGCAAUGAGUGAUGAGCAUGGAGGAGGGGAAUCCAUGGCGGAGGGUGUGACUGAUGUGAUCGUGGAGACAGAGCAGGAGAUUGAGAGUGAGGCAGGCGAAAUGGUUUCGAUGGUAUUUAUGGCCACGGGGGAUGGAAACGACAUCAACUCACCCAUCGAGACCAAUGAAGUGCUCGUGCAUGAACAGCUCAAUGCCGGAGCAGAAUCUCUGCCCAGGGCUGGUGUUGACCAGGUCCUUAAUGGUCGUCCUGCCUCGAUUACAGCCCUGUAG
This is a messenger RNA of Cladocopium goreaui, 1938 nucleotides long. The record is from the annotation of a GenBank genome assembly. Lineage: Eukaryota; Dinophyceae; Suessiales; Symbiodiniaceae.